UUCCGGUUUGCUACCAUUCGAGAUCUAAGAUGGCGGACCGGCGGCGAAGGAGGAGGCGCGCGUCCCAGGACAGCGAGGACGACGACGAGUCCGGUUCUGGUUCGGACAGCGGGAGGUCCGGGUCCCCGACGGCGGCCAAGAGCCGCGUGAGGGAUCCCGAACCGCCGGAGGUGACGCCGGCCCGGGUCGAGCCCAAAGUCGAGGCGGAGUCUGAGUGUGAGAGUGAAGAUGGAGUCGGAGAAGCUGUGCUCUCUGACUACGACAGCGCCGACCCAGAAGAGAAUGGAUCGCAUUCAGAGGGAGCCGAGGAGGAAGAGGAGGCCGAGCAGUACAGCGAUGAAGAGGCGCCGGCCGGCGAGGCCAAGCCGCUCGCUGCUGAGGGCCCGGCUGAGGGGGGGGAGGCGGAGCAGAAGCUGGUGGAAGUAGCCGUAGUGGAGGAGGGUGAAGAAGAAAAGGAGAAGGAUGAAGGGGAAGAAAAGGAUGAUGAAGAGGAGGAGGAGGAGGAAGAGGGUGAAGAAAAGGAAGAAGGAGGUAAAGAGGAGAAAAGAGCAGAGGACAAAGAGAACCUGGCUGGCGAGAGACAGAGCGGAGACGGACAGGAGUCCACCGACGACCCUGAGACGAAGGCGGGGGGGAAACCCGGUCAGAAGCUGGAUGAUGACGAGGACCGGAAGAACCCGGCGUACAUCCCGAGGAAGGGUCUGUUCUUUGAGCACGACGUGAGAGGCCACGCCCAGGAGGAGGAGAGGCCCAAAGGUAGAAACAGGAAGCUGUGGAAGGACGAGGGGCGCUGGGAGCACGACCGCUUCAGGGAGGAGGAGCAGGCGCCCAAGAGCCGCGGGGAGCUCGUCGCCAUCUACGGCUACGACAUCCGCAACGGGGGGGGCACGGCGGAGCGGCCGUACCGACAGCGCAGGCCGAGACAGAGUUUGUCUCCCAGCAGAGACAAGCGGUGGAGAGACGGAGGAGGGGACGGACCGGUUCGGACCUGGCACAGCGGAGGAGGAGGAGGAGGAGGAGGCCUGAAUCGAGGCGGAGCUCCGCCCAUGUCUAGCCACGCCCCCUCUACCCCCCUCGCCUCCCUCCCCCAGCGUAGUAGCAACCCCUCCAGACCGCCGCCAUCCCGCAGCAGACCGUCCCACCCCCUCCCGCCUCAGUAUAGGAAUAAUGAAUCCAACGCCCCCCAGAUGCCCCCCAGGGAACGACAGGGCCCUAAAGCUCCCUACGACCCCUCGGGAGACCGGGGCCUGGUGAUCAGGGGGGGCCGCGGGGGGGUGAGAAGCUCCUCCGUGGUCAUCGAGGACAUAGCGGACGGCGAUCAGGCCGCGGGCGCCGUGACCCCGUCUCCAUCGGCUGGGUACCAGCCUGCGUUACCGCGGCGACAGCAGCAGGAACAGAGAGGGGGCGGCGCCGACAGAUCUGUGUCGGGAUUGGCCGACGCGCAGCCGACCACUCGGGAGGCCUCUCCCCCCGCCGAGCGGCCCCCGGAGCGCAAGUCCUACGCUCUGGCUCGCAGGACUCGCUCUCGACCCGCCGACCUGGGCAGCAAGCAGCCGUCGGUGGAGGAGUCCGCCGCCACCCCCCCCAGCGGGGCGGGGGGGAAAAGCUGGGCGGGAGACGAGCCGGGUCAGGAAGGGAGGGGCGGAGCGGCGGUGACGGAGCUGGACCAGGACGUAGCGCGUCUCAGUCUGACGGGACAAAGCUGGAGUCAGAGUCCCGCCUCCUACUUCCGCUCUGAGAUGAGAGGCCUCCCCAGCACCAUCCACAUCCCCAGCAGCCCCCCCCAGUUCCCCAGCAUGGAGGAGAUGGGCGUCGCCUCCAACCGGGCCAAACGCUACUCGUCCCAACGCCAGAGAGCCGCACCGGAGCCGCCGCCCCCGCCCCCCCCCAUGCACCUCGGGGUGAUGGAGGGGCACUACUAUGAGCCCAUGUCGUAUCAAGGACCAAUCUACGCCCACGGAGAAGGCCCUGCCCCUAUCCCGCCGCAAGGCAUGCUGGUCCAGCCUGAGAUGCACCUGCCCCACCCUGGUCUCCAUCCGCACCAAUCAGGGGGCCCGAUUGCUAACCCCGCCCUCUAUGGGGGCCCGCCCGUCUCCCUGUCACCGGGGCAACCACAACAGCUGCUGCCGCCACCGUUCUACCCUCCGCCGGGGGUCAUGACCUUCCCGUACCCGACGAUGUACCCGACCCCUCAGGCUCAGGCCCAGGUGACCUACGGAGGGGUCACCUACUACGACACCAUGCAGCAGCAGGCUCAGCCCAAACCAUCGCCCCCCCGACGCACCUCGCAGCCCGUCACUGUCAAGCCCCCCCCGCCGGAGCUGCACUUUGCUUCAGAGUGACCCCCCCCCCCCCCCUCCCCCACCACCGCCAACCCAGACUCCGCCUCACCCCAAACCGACGCCUACAGUGACGGGAGGGUCGGCGAGGAGCACCACGGGCCUCACUGGUGGAACUGGGCUGUGUCCCAGAACCUUUAGAGGAAUCAAAGUCCGGAGCAACGCGGUUGUUGGUUUCUUUGUUGUUUCUUCUCACUUUUCUUAAUUUGUAUCGUUUAAAGAGUAAAAAGACAAAUCUAAGGAAACAGAGUUUAUCUUCAUUCAGAGAAUCAGUCCGAAACAAAAUGUUUAUAAAAGCUGGACCGUUUGUCCUCCUGAUAAUUUACUUAAAUCUUUCAUUUAGAUUUUACCUUUUUUUACAACCUGAAAGUUGCUCAAACGUAUGUCUGUCAAAUCUUUAGGUAAAUUCAUCUGUAAAUACGUUUAAAUGUGUAAAUAGAGGAAACGAGUACUAAUAAUAACCAGAUGUGAUUCUAAACACAUCUGCAGGAUCUUGAAUGUUAAAAUGCAGACUUCUCAUUUAGCUUUAAUUUGUCUAUUUCCUUUUUCAUGCUCAGUUUAUCGUCUUAUUUGUUUUCAAGCACCAAACUCGUCAUUGUUUGAAGGCUAAUAAAAUGCAUCUUUCACUGUU
Molecule: messenger RNA, 2970 nt
Organism: Pungitius pungitius (ninespine stickleback)
Lineage: Eukaryota; Metazoa; Chordata; Actinopteri; Perciformes; Gasterosteidae
Gene: casc3
Product: casc3 exon junction complex subunit
Exons: 12
Coding region: 30-2342 (770 amino acids)
Biological process (GO): mRNA processing
Cellular component (GO): exon-exon junction complex
Molecular function (GO): mRNA binding
Source: RefSeq, a predicted model, not a curated record